UUGCGCAUUUACGACCCCCAAAAUCGACGAGUUGUUAAUUUUAUUGUGACACCAUUUCUGGUCAAGAAUGGCCGCAGUUUCGAUUUUUUGAUGUAAAAUUAAAGCAUCAGCGGUUGCUGAAAACAGUAAAAUACACCCGAUCCGUUUGCCUGUCUCUAAAAUUUUUAUUUAUUUUUUGACAAAUAAAAAUAAGGUUAUGUCACCUGAAUUUAAUUGGUAGUUAGCACACACAAAAACAGUUUGGUGGGGCUCAUGGGGGCACCACUCGACCGAAUCCGCGUUGUACUCAGUACUGUACGUAUGCAACGUCGUUAUUUGUCUACAAGGGGGCUUAUCAUCGCACAUGUUGGUGACGUUUGAGGUUAUGUCGCACCAUUGUUGCUAUGGGAUAUUUUUCCAAAUAAUUUGAUCAAUYUUGUGGAAAAUGCCAUCAGAUGGUGAUAAUCUCGUCCAAAAUGCGAAAAAAAUCGCGAUGGGGCUCCAUAGUGGUGAUAAGAAGGCCCGAAGGGGGGCGUUGAUCGACUUGGAGAAGUUUCUCUCAGACCCCAAAAAUGAGGUUUCGUGUGAGGAUUUGCGAGCCGUUUUCGUUGAGACUCAUAUGUAUUGUUUGAACGGCUUUCGGGACAAAACCGAAGUCGUUAGAGAGCAAGCCAUCAAGUUUAUGUAUUUUUUCAUCAUUGAUAAGUUGCCCCUGAAUGAUUUUUACUUGACUUAUGUGUGCCCCGUGCUAGUUGAGCGAAUCGGAAGUCUGGAAUUGAUUGAAGAAUCGGAAGAAAUCAGACUCGAAUUGGUCAAAUUCCUUCAAGCAAUUAUCCUCAAAUACUCAAAUACUGAGCAACUCAAGCCGUUUUUAGGCGAUUGUGUAGCUAUUUUGUGUCAAACCGUCAAAGACAAACACCCAGCGAUCAAGGAAUUGAGUUGCAAAUGUGUCGUAAACCUGGCCGAAGCCCUCCCACGCGAUUUUCACAUGCAAGCUGAGAAUUUAAUCAAGCCAAUUGUGUCCUGUUUUGGCCACCAGAGGUUCAGAGUGAGAGUUGAGGCMAUUAAAGCYAUUGGCGAGGUGGUCAUGCACAGCUCUUAUAAAGGCCUAGAUGAGGCGGUGGGCCCCCUAGCUGAGAAACUAUUCGACCAAAUACCCCUAGUUAGGCGCACGGUUGCCCAAGUGGCGGCAAGGUGGCUCCAGGAAUACCGAGACCGGUAUUCCUUCUUUCACAAAAUUCUACCACUGUUAUUGACUGGAUUAAAUGAUGAAGUUGCGGAGACACGAAUUGAAUCACACCAACUGUGGGAAAAAGUCGGUUUGCAAUACAAAAACGAAAAUGAGAAAGACUUAAAGGACCAAAUUGACUUUUUAUUAGAGUUACCCAAAUAUUACCCAACGGAUUUGAAACGYCCUAAUUUGGGCUGUCGCGUCCUAGUUCAGCGAAAUGUGGGUAAAUUAARCAAAGCCCUGUCGAACGAAUUGACAGGUUGGCAAGAAGACGUCCGGGUCCGUUGCUCUCAACUUCUUUGCAGUCUUGCAUUGCAUGCGGAAGAUGGUUUGACCCAAAACUUGCAAGAGUUGUUACCGGCGAUGUAUUCAGCGGCGCGGGAUGAUGAUCAGAGAGUUGUUGUUAACAUUUUUCGUGCGAGCGAACUCAUGGGGCUAUUUAUUCCGGUGAAGACGUGGCAACAAUUAAUGCUUCCGGUUGUUGAAGAUGGGGCUCAUUUUGGGCACUUGACCGUUUUGUGUGGUUUUAUCAAGGGGGCACCUUUGGAAUAUAUCACUGAACACCUAGUCGAGAUUACGAGAGUGAUUUCUGAUGAUUGUAUUUGUUACACUCGCAAGAAAAAACUUCAUAUCGAAUUGGUCAAGUGUUGUGACGCAAUUUCUGCGAAAAUCUCCGAAAAGUCCGACCCUGACGUCGGUUUUCACUUGUUUAAAAUUCUAGUUUCGGUGAUUUCGCUCCGUGACCCUGAAAAUUCUCAUCUCACAAUCGAACUACUCGAGCCCCUUGCCUCAAUUUUGAAAUUUUCGGGUGUUGAGUGUCUCUGGAGUACCCACGUGGGCCGUCUUUUGGCCCAUAUUAAAAAUGAGCCGAAAUCGUGGCUCGUGACUACCCCCCAACGCUGCAUUUUCGAAACAAUUCUCCUCCAUUCAAAUACCGCAUUUGGGGAAAAUCUCCCCAUGAUUGGGGAAAUUUUGAGCCACAGUUUGGACCCUGAAGCUGAUCCUGAGUCGCGUUUGAAGACUUUUUGGGCGUUAUCGAGUGCAUUUGAUAAUAAAUUUGUGAUUUUCCAGAAAUCGGACGAUUUGUCUCAAUUUUUCGAAAAAUUAAUUUCGGAAGUUUUUGUUCCUUCGUUAGUGUGGCGUCCGGGGUUAACAGCUGAGGCGUUGCGGACUAUGGCCGCGGCGUGUCUUUUGUGCGCUUUAACCCCCAUAGAAGGGGUCGAUUUAUUCACAAGUGGGGCUGUCUUGAGACAAUUGUGUAAGAAAUUAGCCCCACUUUUGAUUUCUUUAAUGGAAGAUGCAUCGUAUAGGAGUAGACAGUUGGCUUUGGAAUGUGUCACAGUUUUGAAAAAACAUGCAAGUAAGCUGGGAGUUUGGACAAAUGACGAUCUGGUUAAGGUGUAUCCUGAAAUUUUGAAACGCUUGGAUGACCCAACUGAAAAAGUUAGGCUUUGUGCUUUGAAAAUUUUGCCUGAAAUUUUCACAGGAGUCCCUGAAGUGUUUCAUGAAGCGCAUUUUAAGGCCCAUCAUGAACUUAUUAUUGAUACGCUUUUCACGCACUUUGAUGAUGAAGAUCAGAACGUCAGAGAUUUAGUUUUUGAUGUUUUCAAAGUUAUCGCCAAAAUUAAUUGUGAAGAACUUCUUUCAAAAGUUGAACGACAUAAACCACUUUUGUGUAAUCAACUGGGUUGUGAUGCAGUUUUAAAUUAUUUACAUGAGCUGAAACUUGAUUAAUUUAUAA
Molecule: messenger RNA, 2951 nt
Organism: Tribolium madens (black flour beetle)
Lineage: Eukaryota; Metazoa; Arthropoda; Insecta; Coleoptera; Tenebrionidae
Gene: Dnaaf5
Product: dynein axonemal assembly factor 5
Exons: 8
Coding region: 425-2944 (839 amino acids)
Biological process (GO): cilium movement; outer dynein arm assembly; inner dynein arm assembly
Cellular component (GO): cytoplasm
Molecular function (GO): dynein intermediate chain binding
Source: RefSeq, a predicted model, not a curated record